AACACCCGACACUGGCUCACCACGUGAUGGGCCUCGAUGUCGCAUGGCCCAACUCGGAGCAGCCUAAAGGCAGGACCACAACGGCAGGAGAGGUAUUGAAGACAAAUCAGAAAUCGGAAACAGGGUUCGUCCCUUCGCUCGUCUUCCUCCACGGAGCGGCAUAUCGGUGCGUCACCAGCUCCUCACGUCCUGGCUCACCAUCGGCGGCUACGGGGACGUGACAGUUGGUAUCAGAGGUAGUCGAUUCUCGACAUUUUCCUCGGUUUCGUCCUUGGUGCUCGCGACGAUGGCUGAGGCGGCACAACGGGAUGAAGCGCGCUGGGAGUUGGUUAUGAAGAAGCUGAGUUGUCUGGUCCAGAAGAUGGAGUCGUUGGUGGGGGGUCAGGCAGAUCUAGCAGCAGCGGUGGCGCAGCAAGCGGCGGAGGAUCUGCCCGUUCUGCCUCAGUUCGUUCGAUCUGCGGGCAAUACCACGACGCCAGUCUUUGACGAGGGACCUGUCUUCGACGACGAGCUGCCCAUCGACUUCGGUUCCCAGGGGAAGACCGCGUCCAUGGCGGCAGCAAGCGCCAUGGAGGUCCCCGGAUCCACCCCGACGCCCUCCGUCCCCUUCUACGACAGCGUCGACAUCUUCCACCUCAAUAGUGAACCCGUCUACGACGUCUACGAUGACGACGAGGAUGGCGAUUCGUCGCAGCAGGCCGUGGUGCUCGCUGCGGACAAGAACUACUACCCCACCGCUGAAGAGAUGUACGGGCCGGGCAUGGAGGCGCUUGUCAUGGACGAGGUCGAGCAACCGCUGGAGCAGCCCAUCGUCGCAGACGCGCUUGCGCUGCUCGAGGAGAUGCGAGGCAAGGGGUACCAUGCUGACGUGAUGAGGGCCUUGUGCAAGCUGCGCGAUGCAGACAGGACGGUCCAGGUGCUCGGGGAGAUGAUGGAGGUCGGCUUCAGGCCAUGGGUCUUGACAUUGACAUACAACUUUGUGGUGGCUGUGCUCGUGAAGGCAGGAAGGAUGGAGGAGGCACUAAAGGUGAAGGAUCAGAUGUUGUUGGUUGCUGGAAAGAAGAUGGAUGUGGUUCUCGCGACAACAUUGAUGCAUGGGUAUUGCUUGCUCGGUGAAGUUGGGAAAGCGUUGGAUUUAUUUAACGAGGCUGUCAGGGAUGGUGUGACAGCAACCAAUGUGACAUAUGCGGUUCUGAUAAAAGGUUGUGAUGCAGAGGGGAUGACAGAUAAGGCAUAUGAGCUAUGUCGUCAGAUGAUAGAGCAGGGAUUGCUGUCAAGCACACAUGGGUUCAAUUUGGUGAUAACAGGUCUGUUAAGAGACAAGCGGUGGGAGGAUGCCAUCAGCUUGCUUGAGGUUAUGGUUGAUAUACCUUCUGCCGGUACUGCGGCUAAGUGUGAAGAGCUUGAUAUCAUGACAGAAUGUGUUGCUCAAUGCAAUCUUGUCACUGCUGUGUCCUCUGAUUUUCAUCCUGAAUUCAUCUGUCUGUUUGUCAAAAAAUUUGGUGGCUCUGUGGCAGUAUCAAGCAAGAGAGUAUUGUUUCUCAGUUGGGGCUACAUGGAGGAGUAUGAGGUUCUGAUUCCAUUUCAGUUCCUUCAGGUUCGUGAGAGCCAAGUAAAUGAUGUUUGCCAGGACAUGGGUGUGGGAGAUAAGUGCUUGGCUGCCAUUCAUGACUUUGGCGAUGUUCAGGGUGUAGAUGAAGCAAAGGAGGAGCUUGUUGAGAUAGUGAGCUGUCUGCAUGGUUCACUGAACUCCAAGAAGCUUGGAGCAAAAUUGCCCUGGGGUGUCCUGCUUGUUGGCCCUCCAGGAACUGGAAACACUCUUCUAGCAUGGGCAGUUGCAGGAGAGGCUGGAAUUCCAUUUUUCUAUGUUUCUGCUAGUGAGUUUGUUGAAGCUUUUGUUGGAAGAGGUCUUGCCCGUGUCAGGGAAUUGUUCAAGGAAGCCAAAGAAGCUGCUCCAUCCAUCAUUUUUAUUGAUGAACUUGAUGUUAUGGGUGGAAAUAGAGGUAGAAGUUCUAACGAUGUGAGGGACCAAACUCUAAACCAGCUAAUUGCAGAAAUGGAUGGUUUUGACUCGGACAUGAAAGUUAUUGUCAUGGCUGCUACUAACAGGCCAAAAGCACUGGAUGUUGCUCUUUGUCGGCCUGGUCACUUCUCCAAAAAGGUGCAGUCUUGGAGACUUGGUCCUUUUACUCUAGGAGUAAGUGGUCUGCAACUUGGGCCAUACAUGAGGAGACAAUGGGAUCCUGGUAUUACAAAUGGGCAAUUGGUGAUGAGCUGCGAGGAGCUAGCUUUGCAGAUCGCAGUGUUGCUUGGGGACAAGCAACAUUUCGUCGGGGCGAUAAUGUAACACCCGACACUGGCUCACCACGUGAUGGGCCUCGAUGUCGCAUGGCCCAACUCGGAGCAGCCUAAAGGCAGGACCACAACGGCAGGAGAGGUAUUGAAGACAAAUCAGAAAUCGGAAACAGGGUUCGUCCCUUCGCUCGUCUUCCUCCACGGAGCGGCAUAUCGGUGCGUCACCAGCUCCUCACGUCCCGGCUCACCAUCGGCGGCUACGGGGACGUGA
This is a messenger RNA of Zea mays, 2566 nucleotides long. RefSeq lists its product as uncharacterized. The record is from RefSeq and is a predicted model, not a curated record. Bases 287 to 2347 code for a protein of 686 amino acids. The transcript has a single exon. Lineage: Eukaryota; Viridiplantae; Streptophyta; Magnoliopsida; Poales; Poaceae. Gene Ontology annotation, biological process: proteolysis. Gene Ontology annotation, molecular function: ATP hydrolysis activity; ATP binding; ATP-dependent peptidase activity. Gene Ontology annotation, cellular component: chloroplast thylakoid membrane.